CCUGAGAAACAUGGCUCAGGAGCGUUGUUCCGGAAGCAGUCACGGGUAUCUGCGUGACGCUGACAGAGUUAGAGCGUCCCGUGGUGUUUCUAUGGUGCCGCCCGCAACUCCCAGGCUCUCCACUUCCUUUCCCGCCUGAACGCCCGGAGCUGCGAGGCCGCCGGCGAGUCCCACCGGCGAAAUAGCCAGCCGCCAGGGGGAGGGGUUGGCAAGGAGGUGACGCUCUAGGCGAUCCCGCCUGCAUCUCGAUGGUGUCCAGCGCUACAGCGCACCGUCCCCGACUCCUCCGGGCGGACGCGGCCCCUUUAACCGGCUGAGGGCGGUGCCAAGGAGUUCCCGCGAGAUCGGCGGGGGGCGGAGGCGGUGCCGAGGCGGGGGCCCGUGGCGGAUGGAGCCCGCGAUGGAGCCGGAGACUCUUGAGGCGCGAAUCAACAGAGCCACAAAUCCCCUGAACAAGGAACUGAACUGGGCCAGCAUCAACGGGUUCUGCGAGCAGCUCAACGAAGACUUUGAGGGGCCUCCACUUGCCACCCGCUUGCUGGCCCACAAGAUCCAGUCCCCGCAGGAGUGGGAAGCCAUCCAGGCCUUGACGGUUCUGGAAACAUGCAUGAAGAGCUGUGGCAAGCGCUUCCAUGAUGAGGUGGGCAAGUUCCGCUUCCUGAAUGAGCUCAUCAAGGUCGUGUCUCCCAAGUACUUGGGCUCCAGGACAUCAGAGAAGGUGAAGAAUAAAAUCUUGGAGCUGCUGUACAGCUGGACAGUUGGCCUGCCUGAAGAGGUGAAGAUUGCAGAAGCCUACCAGAUGCUGAAGAAGCAGGGGAUUGUGAAGUCUGACCCCAAGCUUCCAGAGGAUGCCAUCUUUCCCCUCCCCCCUCCACGGCCAAAGAAUGUGAUCUUUGAAGAUGAGGAGAAGUCCAAGAUGCUGGCUCGACUUCUGAAGAGCUCACACCCUGAAGACCUCCGUGCUGCCAACAAGCUCAUCAAGGAGAUGGUGCAGGAGGACCAGAAGCGGAUGGAGAAGAUCUCAAAGCGGGUGAAUGCCAUUGAGGAGGUCAACAACAAUGUGAAACUGUUGACAGAGAUGGUGAUGAGCCACAGCCAGGGUGCUGCGUCCAGCAGCAGUGAGGACCUCAUGAAGGAACUGUACCAGCGCUGUGAGCGCAUGCGGCCCACGCUCUUCCGAUUGGCCAGUGACACAGAAGAUAAUGAUGAGGCCUUAGCUGAAAUCCUGCAGGCUAACGACAAUCUCACCCAGGUGAUCAACCUGUACAAGCAGCUGGUCCGGGGUGAGGAGGUCAAUGGUGAUGCCGCGUCCAGCUCUAUUCCUGAGAGUACCUCAGCCCUGCUGGACCUCUCAGGCCUGGACCUCCCUCCCUCCUCCGGCACCACAUACCCAACCACGCCCACCCACCCUGGCAACCAGAGCAGUCCAGAGCAGCCCAGUGCCUCAGUCUCCCUGCUUGAUGAUGAACUCAUGUCUCUGGGCCUAAGUGACCCCACACCACCUUCAGGCCCCAGCUCAGAUAGUAUGGGGUGGAAUAGCUUCCAGUCGUCAGACGGCACUGAACCCUCAGUCCCUCCUCCAGCCCAGACCCCCAACAUGGACUGCCGACCCCCAGCACAGGCACCCCUACCAACGAGCAGUGGCCUGGAUGACCUGGACCUCUUGGGAAAAACUCUUCUGCAACAGGCUCUGCCCCCGGAGGCCCAGCAAGUGCGGUGGGAGAAGCAGCAGCCAGCCCCCCGGCUCACCCUCCGUGACCUGCAGAGUAAGAGCAGUUGCAGCUCGCCCAGUCCUGGAACCACCAGCCUCCUCCACAACAUAUCCCCGGAGCUCCCUGGGCCUACACCACAGCCAGCACCCACGGACCUCUCUUUAGCCAACAUCACUGUGCCCCUGGAGUCCAUCAAACCCAGCAGCAUCUUGCCAGUGACCGUUUAUGACCAGCAUGGCUUCCGUGUUCUCUUCCAUUUUGCUCGAGACCCACUGCCGGGGCGCUCUGAUGUGCUGGUGGUGGUGGUCUCCAUGCUGAGUACUGCUCCUCAGCCCAUCCGCAACAUUGUUUUCCAGUCAGCUGUUCCUAAGGUCAUGAAGGUGAGGCUGCAGCCACCUUCUGGCACAGAGCUGCCAGCAUUUAACCCCAUCGUCCACCCCUCAGCCAUCACACAGGUCCUGCUCCUUGCUAACCCCCAGAAGGAGAAGGUGCGCCUUCGCUACAAGCUCAUCUUCACCAUGGGUGACCAGACCUACAAUGAGAUGGGGGAUGUGGAUCAGUUCCCCCCACCAGAAACCUGGGGGAGCCUCUAGGACAGAGAGGCUAGAGAGAGGAGGGGCAACAGGACCUCUUCCUGUUCAGCCUGGUGCUCUCUCCUUCCUGUGGCCCCCAGUAUCUCUUCCUUCUCCCUAGGUUUCUUCUCCUGCUGAGCCAAACCCGGCAGGAGGCUGGGCCUGGGUUUGCCAUAGCUACUGGGACCCCCACCACCAGUGGGAGCCGGGAACAGGGAGGGGCUCUGUGCCCUAGAAGGACUCUCAGGAGUGAGGGAAAAAGCAUGGCUGCUAGGCCCAGCCCUGACCCCAGCCUGAGGUGGGGUCUUCCCCACCUGACUUUUAUGCCUUACGGAAAGGCCCAGCCAUAACUUGGAGGCUAUGCUGGAACUGGAACCAGCCCAGGCCUCCUCUGUGGGAACCCAGUGGCCGGGGAUGAUGCUCAUGCCCUAGCUGUUUGCACUUGGUGUGUGGUUUGGCUCUUUGCUUUUCUUUUGAAAUGGCCCUGUGGUCAAAGAGCUGUUCCCCCCCCCCCCAGAGGUCUCCCUUUGCUCUUAGGCCUCCUAGGGGCCAUGGGGACUUGGAAGCAAAGCCAGAGAACUCGCCCUCCCCUGGAGAGCCAUGGAACUCACAGAGUUCCAUGCUUCGGUUAUCAGCUUCUGCUGGGGCCUCCUGUGAACACCUCACGUCUGCCCACCCAUCUGUGGUCAAAAGUAGGAUCAGUGUGGGUGACAGCGGGAGUAUUUAUGAAAAUAAAAUGACUUUUCCUGGAGUA
Molecule: messenger RNA, 3038 nt
Organism: Phodopus roborovskii (desert hamster)
Lineage: Eukaryota; Metazoa; Chordata; Mammalia; Rodentia; Cricetidae
Gene: Gga1
Product: golgi associated, gamma adaptin ear containing, ARF binding protein 1
Exons: 17
Coding region: 389-2305 (638 amino acids)
Biological process (GO): vesicle-mediated transport; intracellular protein transport
Cellular component (GO): trans-Golgi network
Molecular function (GO): small GTPase binding; ubiquitin binding; phosphatidylinositol binding
Source: RefSeq, a predicted model, not a curated record